AUGCUCUCUUUCCUCACGAUGACGGACGACAUCCUGGUCGCGUACACGAUGCAGCUAUCGAGGAAGGAGGAGUGGGGCGCUAUCACCAGGAUGGGCGCCUCCGCUCGGCUCGCCUGGCGGCCCCUUAUCGAGAUCGCCAUGCCGCCGGCCAGGUACGACAUCUUGCCGAUGAAGCAUAUCAGCGGCUUCAGCGACCUAGAACGGGCAAACGGCCGCCGAGGUUAUAGCCGAUACGCGCCAGCGACCACCUGGCCGAAAGUAACGGACGUUUGGCCCGUUUUAAGAAAA
This is a messenger RNA of Iphiclides podalirius (scarce swallowtail), 288 nucleotides long. NCBI's taxonomy places the organism in Eukaryota, Metazoa, Arthropoda, Insecta, Lepidoptera, Papilionidae. The record is from the annotation of a GenBank genome assembly.